This is a messenger RNA of Protobothrops mucrosquamatus (brown spotted pit viper), 1051 nucleotides long. RefSeq names its product steroid receptor RNA activator 1 (gene SRA1). The record is from RefSeq and is a predicted model, not a curated record. The transcript is spliced from 5 exons. Lineage: Eukaryota; Metazoa; Chordata; Lepidosauria; Squamata; Viperidae. Gene Ontology annotation, biological process: regulation of transcription by RNA polymerase II. Gene Ontology annotation, cellular component: nucleus. Bases 68 to 697 code for a protein of 209 amino acids.
GACAGGAAAUGGCCUGUGGGAGACCCGUUCGCCGGUUCAGGCAAGGGCGCCGGGCGGAAGUGCGGUGAUGGCGGAGUUCUAUGUCAAGCCCGGGAACCAGCAGCGCGGCUGGAACGACCCCCCGCAGUUCUCCUACGGGCUGCAGCAGCGUCCGGCUCUUUCCAGCGGCUUGACCCAGCGGGGUCCCUUCCGGAGAAGAGUGGCGGCGGCAACAGAAGGAAAGGAGCCCGAAGCGGCGCCGCACCCCCCCGUUGCCUCUAGCCCAGUUGGACUGCUUGUCCCACAGUCUGUGAACCUGCCUCCUCCUGGACCACAAACCUCUUUUCAGAGAGCAGAUGCCACAACACCAUCUGUUGUAAAGGCUGACAAGGAAUAUGAAAUAGAGGAUGUGCUUUCUUCCUUGCAUGAGACUCUGAACAACUGUAGGAGCUGUGUGCAGAAACAGGUUUGUGAUGAUAUCCAUAAACGCUUGGUAAUUCUGCAGGAAAUGUGGACACAAGGCAAAUUAUCUUCCCCAGUAAGAAAAAGGAUGGGAAUUCUAACAGAAGAACUCAAGAGUCAGCACUGGGAUGUAGCUGAUGAGAUUCAUCGCUCCCUAAUGGUGGACCAUGUUGCUGAAGUAAGCCAGUGGAUGGUGGGAGUCAAAAGGCUUAUUGCUGAAACAAAGAAUUUGCCUGGAGAAGAUCCACUGCCGUAGAACAUAAGCAAGGAGUCAACCUGUUUGGAUCUGAAUGCUUAUAAGAUUUGCCUGAGCCCAGGAACUGGCCAAUAUGAAAAUGGGCCCUGUCUGAAAGGCAGCCUGGUCCAGGGAGAUUUGAUUUCCUAACCAUUAGAGGAAUAAUUUUAUUUCCUUAACAGCUGUCUAAUUAAAAUUGCAUUUUCCAACUGGAUCAUAUCAUAAUGAGAAUUUUUCUGAUAAAUAAAAAAAAACUUUUUGAAGAUGACAAGUUAAAAAUAGCAAUUUUGCAGAUACUUUUAAAUUGUAUAGUGAAUCCUAAGUGCCACACUGGUGUUACAUUUAAAGAGUUGUUAAUAUAGCUACUAUAAAGUC